Molecule: messenger RNA, 1322 nt
Organism: Dendrobium catenatum
Lineage: Eukaryota; Viridiplantae; Streptophyta; Magnoliopsida; Asparagales; Orchidaceae
Product: probable E3 ubiquitin-protein ligase RHY1A
Exons: 5
Coding region: 113-1129 (338 amino acids)
Molecular function (GO): ubiquitin protein ligase activity
Source: RefSeq, a predicted model, not a curated record
GCCCUGCUGCUACGGCGGUCCCUCCGAUUCGAAACAGCAAUAAUGGCGCCUACCAGCCAAACCUAGGCCCUUAAUUUCUUCUCUCUCUCUCUCCUCCUCCUUCUUCUUCUUCAUGGCGUCCGCCAAUAGCACCUUGCCAUCGCCGGGCCGUCGGAACCUUCGUCGACUCUUACGCUUCCGAAAGCCCGCAGUCACUUCUGCCGAUCAAAACGCUCUGACAUUGCCUUCCUCCUCUCGACCACCUCCUCAGACGGAGACCACUGACAGAGACAGAAGGAAAAGUUUCGCUUCCCCGACUUUCCUAGGCCUCGGUUGCGCCUCGUCGGCUUCGUCCCAGGCAUGCGCCCCUGGAACUGCCGCUGCCGCCGUUCGCUCGUCGGCGGAUUGGCAAGGAAAGCGAACUUUGCGGCGGAGGACCAAGAAGAAAAAUAAGGAGAGGCAUUCGUCUACCCUUGUGGCUCCGGUCGCAGACGUGUGGUGUGCCCCUGGCAUUGCCCUCGCAGCAGUUGAUGACUCGGUGGAUUGCGUGGUCUCACAACGCGAUGUGGUUGGAAGAGGGUUCAGGCGUGACGCAGAGAGGGCUUUGAGGGAGCGGACUUCUUCUGGUAGGGGCUGCAACAAUGAACAGAUCUCAACAUUGGCGGAUUCAUUCUCUUCUCUCCAAGCAUCCCUCUUUGGAUCAGAUCUCAUACCAUCUCGACACUAUAGUCAUGUGCGAGGAUACUACUGCCGUCCUCCUGUGGGGCUUCAAGAGAUUAUGUUGUUUGAAAAUAGAAUCUCCUUUGGACGAGGGGAUUCAUUUGACCAUUACAGGAAUUGGCGACUUGAUGUAGACAAUAUGACAUAUGAGGAGCUUCUUGAACUUGGUGAUAAAAUUGGACAUGUUAGCACUGGAUUGAGGGAAGAAGAAAUUGCUUGUCUUAUUAAAAAAGUGAAGCACACAAUUUUUGAUAGGCAUUUCUCUAGUGAGAUGGAACGAAAGUGUAGCAUUUGUCAGGAGGAAUUUGAAAUGAAUGUUGAGGUGGGAAAGCUGGGCUGUGGCCAUAGUUAUCACCCGUGCUGCAUAAAGAAGUGGCUUCUUCAGAAGAACGCAUGCCCUGUCUGCAAGACGACUGUUAGUAAAACCUGAUUCAGCUUAACAGAGUAUUUCUACAGAAUUCUGCCUUACCUUGCGCAUCAUCUCUUCUGCAACAUGUAUAGCUACUGUCUUAAAAGAUAAGCAUUCAAUCAUUUCGUUUUUUUUUUAGCUUCACUUCUGAGAAAAUUAAACCGUUAUAGAAGCGUGAAUUGACGAGAUUAUGAUACUCAUAUUGUUCAUAUUA